UGGAGACAAACAAUGGAUGAGUCGCUAUGGAAACAAGGUCGUAAACGGACGGCGGCUGUCGUAAAAAGGCUGCUGUAGAAAACGAGUGGCGAGAUAACCUAUUGUGGUUAGAUGAGCGGAGUAGUGAGCCGAGCCGCUAUUCGGGAAAGAAGAGCGAAGAACAAGCACCUUUCUCGUCCCUAUAAAGGCACUCAUGCUAUGCGGACACAUAUGGACGUCCUCGCGCCACGCCAGUCCUCGGCUCUUUUGUGAGGAGAACGCCGGAGGAGCUGGUAUACGAAGAGUUAAGAUUCGACAUCCUAACUGUUUAUCUGAGUGGCUAGCAGGCUAGCUGGGUACAUGCACGGGGGGGAGCCGCAACGGGGAACGGAGCAGUAGCUCGCGUGUUCGGAUCGAUGGGAACCGAACCCAGUAGAAAUUGCCUUUUGUUGCUCUUUUUGUUGCCUUGAAGUGGUCCGAAUCACCCAACGCCUCAACUUUGAAGAAUUGACCGACUGAGAGUCGAGCGUCCGCUGUUACUCUUUUUUUUCUCCUUCCACUUAUCCAGGAAAGAAGUUUAAUGUCACGCAACGCAGGAACAUUGGCGGCUUGCUGGAAAGCUGGCCUGGGACGAAACGGUUCAAUAUUGAAGAUACUGCUUUUUUUGUUUUAACGGCCGUUUGAUUUCCUUAAGCCUUUAAACAUCGGCUAAGUCUUUUUAAAAAAAAUCAAUCUAAAUAAGCCUGCGAACCUCAAACAGUCUAGCACUUUAUCACCUUGAAAUCCUCAAAAACAAAUAGAUCCCUGGAUUAAUAAUGUCACCGGGAGAGGAGAAAAGGGAGGCUUCUGUUAAUUGGUGCUGAUUUUUGAAAAGACUUAAUGUGCCUCGAGGAGUUUGAAGUGCUCCAGUGAUUAGGAUCCCUCUCAUUGCCGGGCUGCCUGUGCUCUUUCUCUUGUGAGUUUUUUUUUUUUUUUGGAAUAUAUUUUUUUUCCUCUACAUGCGAUCAAACAUUAUUGACUCCCCCAGUCGAUAACUUUGGCAACUGGAGUCUCGCCAUCGCAAUGACAGCCAGGGCUUGCUGACUGAAGGUAGCCCAUAAACAGGAAGCCCGGUUGAACAUGACUCAUCAGCCACCGCCAGGGACUGGCAACCUCGCCCCAGCUUGCGGCUCGAGAUGCCAACCCGAUGCGCCCUGACGGAGAGGCAUUAAAAUCAACUCGCUGACACCCGUGUGGAUACUUCCUCCCUCGGCCAAAUUCCUCAAGACGUCCCUUCCCCCCGACUUGGUCCUCGCCCCACCAUGAUGCGCUUCCUCCCCCUCAAACUUGGCCGCGUGUACCGCUGUCUGAAGCUCCUGUUUGUGGUGGGGCUGUUUGUCAUCCUGCUGAUGAACACGCACAAUCUGUUCGCCUCGUUCCAAAAGAACGAGCUCACCGACCGACGCUUCAUCAACCUCAACAAGUGUCCCGCCUGCUUCGGCACCAGCUGGUGCCGCAAAUUCAUGAACGGCCAGGUUUCGUUUGAGACGUGGGGCCGCCUGCGCUUCCUCGACAUCUUUAACGUCAAGAACGUUUACUUCGCCCAGUACGGGGAGCCCAGGGAAGGCACGCGGCGCAUCGUCCUGAAGCGGCUGGGAUCCAACCAGGAGCUGGCCGAGAUCGAUCAAAAGAUCUGCAAGAGGGCUACGGGCAGGCCGCGCUGCGAUCUCAUCCAGGCGAUGUACAAAACGGAAUUUGCCCGGAUCAACGGCGACGUACGUCUUCUGACUCCAGAGGUGGUCGAGGGCUGGUCAGACCUGGUACACUGCCCGUCGCAGCGGCUGCUGGACCGUGUGGUUCGGCGGUACGCCGAGACCAAAGACUCUGGCAGCUUUCUGCUCAAGAACCUGAAGGACACGGAGAGAAUGCAGCUGCUCAUGACCUUGGCAUUCAACCCGGAACCGCUUGUUCUGCAGAGCUUUCCGUCAGACGAAGGCUGGCCUUUCGCCAAGUACCUCGGGGCGUGCGGGCGGGUGGUGGCCGUCAACUACGUGGGCGAGGAGCUGUGGAGCUACUACAACGCCCCCUGGGAGAAGCGCGUGGACCUGGCGCGGCAGCUGAUGGACAUUGCCGAGCAGCUGACCAACAACGACUUCGAGUUCGCCCUCUACCUGCUCGACGUCAGCUUCGACAACUUUGCGGUCGGCCCCCGCGACGGAAAGGUCAUCGUUGUCGACGCCGAGAACGUUCUCGUGGCCGACAAGCGACUGAUCAAGCAGAACAAGCCCGAAAACUACGACGUGUGGUACGAGAGCCGCUUUGAGGAGUGCGACCGGGAGGCCUGCCUGUCAUUCUCCAAGGACUCCCUCUGCUCCCGGGUGACCGUGGACCACAACUACUACGCCGUGUGUCAGAACCUGCUGUCCCGCUACGCCACGUGGCGGGGCACCACCGGGGGCCUCCUCCACCAUCCGCCCGCCCACAUCGCCAAAGAUGGCCAGCUGGAGGCCCUGCUGGACGAGUGCACCAAGCCCAAGAAGCGCUACGGCCGCUUCCAGGCGGCGAAAGAACUGCGCGAGUACCUCACGCGGCUGUCGGCUGCCUCCUCGCCCGCCAGGUAAUCGACGGAGUUUGGCGUCAGCCCGAUGCUUGGAAGGACUGGAUCCUGAGCGCUCUGAACGGCUCCGAACUCAUGAGAUCCUUGAUGUCAUUAGCUCCCCUUUUUGCACAGGGGGCAGGUCCCGAAUUCCUGCCUUAGGAAGAAGACCCCUUCGGUUUUAUGGACUGACUUGACUUUUGAGGAGUCGGCCGCGAACGGGCAUCUGCCGGGAGUGUCAGGAUAGGAAUGAGGAGCAACCUCCUCGGAUGGUUGCGCCAUAUGAAAGGAAAGGGGGCGGGCUCUGAGCGACAUUUUUGCUCGCAGGCUAACGCAACGCGUGCGACCGAGCGGCGCUGACCCCGCCACCCCCCGCCACCCCCUCUCCCCUCCUCCCCCAACCACCACCACGCGAACACGCGCAUCCCUCGUCUUGCUGCCUCAUUUCAUCAUCGCGUUUCAUGACAACAUUGAAUCGAACACCUAUGAAAGUUUGCCCGCGGGAUCUAUCCUUUCUUUUUUUUUUUUUUUCAUGGCGAGAUUUAAAUGGAUGUGCGCAUUUACUUUUUUUGCCGCACCGCUGAUCUUGAUUCCGUUUUAUUUUUUGCCUCAGUAGCAUGCCGCGGGGGGAGAAUACGGAGGUAGCGUGACUCUCACGGCUGUCGGGUGGAAUUGAGGAGGGCAGCCCCCCCUCCCCGUGACAGUUCGGAUGAUUCGGGAAUCUGCUCCAAUCAGUCGCGUCAUUUUCAGGGUCUUUUAUUGUUGUGGUGGCAAUCUUCUUUUUUUUUUUUUUCCCCUCCCACGAACCACCUUUUGUUCAUAGGAACCAGCGAGAAGAACAGGUUACCCACGUAGGAAAAGACAAGCGCGCACUUCUGUGACGAUUUAAGCCGACGUACCAAAGAGGCCGAAGGUAAACGAGGAAACAGCGCCAAGCGACGGCGUCUUCACACGCUUGUUAUCAUCCAAGGAACGUUUUUGUUUGACCAUUUGCGCAAAUAGUCGCCAUUAACUCAGUCAGUACCAGCCAAUUCUGGACCAAGUCUGAAAAGACGUUUCAAAACGUCUUUGGGAGUGAAUGAGUUCAUACUUCAGUCCGUCGACUCGAUUCGUCCCAUGUAAAAAGCCAGCUGCUAACCAAAACAGCAACACCUUCGGAGGUCGUCCCAAGUCUGGAGUCCUGUGCAGUAUCCCUGUCGGCAUCUUUAAGUUUUUUUUUUGUUUUGUUUUGUUUUGCCAUCUUCACUGACACCGUUGGGACACUUUACCGUUCACUGUCAGCAAAAAAUUUCUCGUUAAGACUUUUGAUAUUUUGGUCCACGUUGUCGCCCGAUCUGCCUCGUUUCUCAUUCCUCGCGAUUUCGCCAAUCGGAUGUGCGCUGCGCAGUGUCGCGUAGCGCGGUCACCCGUGAACGUGUGUGGGGAAAAGCAAUACAAAAGGGGAUUAAAAAAAAAAAACGUACGAAUAGUUUGGCUAAUGGCUUUUUGGAAAAUGGCCUCUUUGUUGUGUUCCGAUCCGUUUCCCGUCAUCACGUCCAAGUGACUUUUUCCCCCCCCGCCCCAUUUGAGGAGUUUGUACGUGCGUGACUUAACUGUCGACUUUUGUACUGUCCCAUUUCCUUUGGAGUAAUAUUCUAUCAGCCUUGUCUGAUUGUUCCUGUGCCUUUCAUUGAAAAGUUGUACUGAACAACUUUUAGUGGGUUUAAUUAUUGAAAUAAAAGAAGAUAUCUAUAUCUAUAUAGACAACGAUA
Hippocampus comes (tiger tail seahorse) is the source of this 4305-nucleotide messenger RNA. It is a transcript of the gene dipk2ab, whose product is annotated as divergent protein kinase domain 2Ab. NCBI's taxonomy places the organism in Eukaryota, Metazoa, Chordata, Actinopteri, Syngnathiformes, Syngnathidae. The transcript has 5 exons. The coding region runs from base 1281 to 2579 and encodes 432 amino acids. The record is from RefSeq and is a predicted model, not a curated record.